Cucurbita pepo subsp. pepo (vegetable marrow) is the source of this 615-nucleotide messenger RNA. Lineage: Eukaryota; Viridiplantae; Streptophyta; Magnoliopsida; Cucurbitales; Cucurbitaceae. The record is from RefSeq and is a predicted model, not a curated record.
AUGGCGACCUUUGGCCCAAUCCCUCUACACCAUGCUGUCACAAUUCGUCUAACCAAAAACAACUUCAUCAUAUGGCGCGCCCAGCUCCUCCCCUACCUACGGAGUACGAAGCUUAUGGGCUACCUCGAUGGCACCAAUGCCGCACCUGCCAAGAUGGUUCCUUCCUCAACUGCUGCUGAUGCUGAGCUGAUUCGUGUUGAGCUCGCCACGUCCAAGAAACGAGAUCAAUCUGCUGUAAAUUAUUUUUGCAAGAUCAAAGAGCUGGCCACCGAGCUGGCCGCCGCCGACUCUGCCUUGCAGGAUGAUGAUGUGAUUGCGUAUCUUCUCGCUGGUCUUGGCCCUGACUAUGAUCCCUUCGUCACCUCAAUGACUACCAAGAGUGAAGCCCUCACGCUUGAUGAUGUUGGUCGUGUUGAACUUCAGUUAAAUCUUGGAUCUUCUGCCAAUUAUGCUAGUCAUGGUGGUCAGCAGAAGAAUCAUGGGCGUAGGGAUCGUGGUCGUGGUCGUUCUCAAGGUUAUGCACUCUCUCGUCCUGGUGGUGAUCGCCGUGGCCCUUCUGCUCGUCUUUCCUGCCAGAUCUGCGGCAAAGUGGGGCAUACUGUUAUCCGCUGCUAG